CUGAUGCGGUGACGCGCACAGUGCUGCGGGACGGAGGCUGAGCGCAGCGGCGGCGCGAGGAUGAGGAUGGAUUAUAACUGAUGAAGAGAGACGCGCAAUGAUGGGCUGUUCAUCACAAUAUGUGUGUUCGUGACAGCCGGACUGUUUUAUAGACCUCUCAUGUUCAUUCAUGUGGGCUGGUGAAGUUCACCUGAUGCUGAGACGGAUCGUUCACUCAUAAGUGCACAAGAAAGUGAGCUUCCUCCAACUGAACCUCAAGGACAAACUCACGGGAUGUAAAUAUUAAUUGCAAAAAAAUCACUUUUCCAGCGUUACUUUUGAUACCCAAACCGUCUAUAGCAAUUUUGCGCGCUUGUAGUUGAAGAUAUAUUUUUUUUUUUGCGUACAGAAUGCCAGCAGUAUUCUGAGCGGAUGGAUUUAACCUAUUUAUUUUAAUCUAAAAGCAAUGUUGUGCGAGUUGUGACGCGGAAAUCCCCGUUUGACGACGACUGGAGAACGUUAUGUGUGAGCGGAGCGUUGUAACGGUCCGCCAAUGACGGAAAGUUGACGAACAUUGUUUUUAUUUACUUACUUUUGUUUUCUUUUAUUAUUCAACAGAAUAACGUGAUGCUUUUGUUAAUAAUAAAUGCUUUUUCUAGUCCUGACGCGACACCGCGACGCCUCGUUUAGUGUUUUCUGAGAGACAGCGUCUGGUGUGCGUUCCUCUGAGGGUUAGUGGGUAGUGUGCGUUAUUUUGAGGGACACAGUGGGUAUAGUGUGCGUUCUUCUGAGGGUCAGCGUGUGUAGUGUGUGUUCUUCUUAAGGUUGAUGUUCUGCUGGCCGCUCGUGCUGCUUGUGAUGGGCUGUAUUCAGAGCAUCAGAUGCAAACCCAAGAGUUUCCGGGACAGCAUCGUGGUUCUGGAGGUGAACUCCUCCAUCGACUCGAACCCCACCAGCAUCGACGAGUCCUCUGGCGUGGUGCUGCGCUACCGUACGCCGCAUUUCCGCGCGUCUGCCCGGGUCCUGGUGCCGCCGGUGGCCGGUAAAGAGAGCUGGACGGUCGGCUGGAUUCAGGCGUGCAACCACAUGGAGUUUUACAACAAAUACGGAUCCAAAGGGAUGUCCAGCUGGGAGCUGCCGGAUCUCCGAGAUGGAAAAAUCCAAGCCAUCAGCGACUCAGACGGCGUCAACUACCCCUGGUACGGCAACACCACCGAAACCUGCACCAUCGUGGGUCCCACCAAGAAGGACACCAAGUUCACCGUCAGCAUGAACGACAACUUCUACCCCAGCGUGACGUGGGGCGUCCCGGUGAGCGACAGCAAUGUACCCAUGCUCAGCAGCAUCUGGAGGGACCAGAGCUUCACCACCUGGCUAGUGGCCAUCAACCAAGUGUCGGGCGAAAUCCUGGUGCUGCAGACGGUGCGAUGGCGCAUGCGUCUGCACAUCGAGGUGGAUCCCGACAAGCCGCUGGGACAGAGAGCCAAGCUGUGCGAGCCCAUCGCUCAGGAGCAGCCGCAGGUGCUGGGGAAGAACGAAGCCAUCCCGCCCAACGCCAUGGUCAAACCCAAUGCCAACGACGCUCAGGUGCUGAUGUGGCGGCCGCGGACGGGCGAGCCAGUGGUGGUCAUCCCUCCCAAACACUGAGACCAAAAGCGGUCGGGAAACACUGUGCUAAAUGCCACUGCAAAAAGACAAAGUGGGAAUAUUACGUCUCAGACGGACCGAAAGAGCGUCGAUUCACGCUGCCUUAAGUUUAUUU
Messenger RNA from Cyprinus carpio (common carp), 1741 nucleotides. RefSeq names its product protein FAM78A. NCBI's taxonomy places the organism in Eukaryota, Metazoa, Chordata, Actinopteri, Cypriniformes, Cyprinidae. The record is from RefSeq and is a predicted model, not a curated record.